UCUCUGGCCUCUUUUUCCAAGCAGAAGCAGAGAUUUGUGGACAGCGAGCUGGAGUGAAGAGAUAGCGGGUUGCUGUGUGACUUUUACAUUUCCCUGAGUGUCUGAGAAGUAAACUAUACCAAGGUGUCAAAUCAAAGGCAGAAACAGUUUCAAACUUAUCUUCGGAGGCCACCAUGCUGGAGGACAAGAAGACCAAGGUGAAAAUCACUUUCUUGGUUAUCCUGGUUGGAGUCUCGUCCAUGUUGGCAGCGGUGGUGACGGACCACUGGGCAGUGCUGAGUCCAAGGGUGGAGCAUUUCAACACCACCUGCGAAGCGGCCCACUUUGGACUCUGGAGGCUGUGUAAAAAGAGUAUUUUCAUUGUGGAGGAAGACCCUCAGGGUAAAGGCUGUGGCCCUAUCAGCCUGCCAGGAGUCAAGAACUGCUCCUACUUCAAACACUUCACAUCAGGGGAAGAGGCUGAAGUUUUUGAAGUAAAGACUCAGAAAGAGUACAACAUCUCAGCUGCUGCCAUUGCCAUCUUCAGUUUGGCCUUCAUGACCCUGGGCAGUCUCUGCCUCCUGGGGGCUUUUGGGAAGGGCAGAGACUACCUGCUGAGACCGGCUGGCAUGUUCUUUGCUUUUGCAGGUCUGUGCAUCGUCAUCUCGGUGGAGAUCAUGAGGCAGUCGGUCAAACGCAUGAUUGACAGCGACGAGACCAUAUGGAUCGAGUACUACUAUUCGUGGUCCUUCGCUUGCGCCUGCGCCGCUUUCACCCUCCUCUUCCUCAGUGGCAUCAGCCUCCUCAUCAUCUCCAUGCCACACAUGCCCAGAAACCCCUGGGAGACCUGCAUGGAUGCCGAACCAGAGCCCAUAGACUAGUGUAGCGUCGACCACAGAGUAAGAGCGCAACGUGACUGACACAGUAGUCACACUAGCAUAGCGAAUGAUAAUGAUGCAUUGCAUUUGUAGAUGAUGAUAGUGAUGCAUUGAAAUUUUUAACUAAGCAUUGACAGAGACGUCAAAUUAAUUAAAGGGAUAGAUUUUCCCAAACUUUUUUUUUUCUAUUUAUUUGUAUAGAUUCGUUGAAAUUGUGCUCAGCAGAAGUCAGUCAGUCAUACAGGUUUCAAGUAAAUGAUUACAUUAAACUAUCUCAUUGAGGUCUAUAUGAAAUAUCUAACAUGAAUUUUGUAUGUUUUACGGGAUAUGGGAAUUAUUAUGUGCAUUCAUGCUUAUAUGCAAUAGACAACAGCUUAGAAUGUAUAUUUAGGGACUUGUUUAUAAUAUGUAAACUUUACAAUCUGUUAUUUAUGAAAUUUCUGCCAUUGAAUGUGAUGAUGGGUGACCAUAAAAGUAGAAGCAAUGCAUAUAUGUUGUACAAGCAGUUUUGGCAAAUACAGAUUCAAUUUAUUAUAGUA
Messenger RNA from Carassius carassius (crucian carp), 1396 nucleotides. RefSeq names its product voltage-dependent calcium channel gamma-1 subunit-like. Gene Ontology annotation, molecular function: voltage-gated calcium channel activity; calcium channel regulator activity. Gene Ontology annotation, cellular component: L-type voltage-gated calcium channel complex; membrane. The transcript has 4 exons. Lineage: Eukaryota; Metazoa; Chordata; Actinopteri; Cypriniformes; Cyprinidae. The record is from RefSeq and is a predicted model, not a curated record. Gene Ontology annotation, biological process: calcium ion transmembrane transport; regulation of calcium ion transmembrane transport via high voltage-gated calcium channel. The coding region runs from base 174 to 860 and encodes 228 amino acids.